GCACACAAGGACCUGCUCUGCUGCUGAUUGUUUUCUAUACACUUUGAGCACUAAAACUUCAGAAGCUGUAAAGAUGCCUGGUAUCUUUGCCAAAUGUGCAGUCGCAGCACUGCUACUGGCUGUAGCCUGGGCAGACCACCACCAUCACAGACAUGACCACCACCACAGACAUGACCACCACCAGGACCAUGGCUCUGAGCAUAGAUAUAAGUGCAAACUGAGCGCUCCCAAUGCUGACUUCGCCUUUGCCCUCUACAAAAGUCUGAAGGCCAAGGCUCCUGCUGGAAAGAACAUCUUCUAUUCACCGCUGGGCAUCUCCACCGCCCUGUCUAUGCUGUCUACAGGAGCCCAUGGUGAAACCCACAGCCAGCUGUUCUCCAGCCUGGGCUACAGCACUUUAAACCAGACUCAGGUCAAUGAAGGGUACAAAUAUCUCAUGCAUGUACUUGGCCACAAUGAGCAGUUGAAUGUUGGAAAUGCUGUGGCCCUGCACUCUGACUUCAGUCCACUGGAGACGUUCCGGAAUGAUGUCAAGCGAUACUACUCUGGUGAGAUCUUCACUUUCAACGCAACUGAACCUGAUGAAGCUGUCGCUGAGAUCAACACAUACAUUGCUAAUAAAACCCAGGGCAAGACAAGGGAUAUGGUGCAGAGCCUGGGCCCUGAUUUGGCCAUGGUGAUUAUUAACUAUGUCUACUUCAAAGCACAGUGGGAGACACCCUUCAGCAGUCACCAGACACACAAGGCAGACUUCCAUGUAAAUGAGACCACCAAAGUUUCAGUGGACAUGAUGGUGAGGUCAGGUCAAACACUAUACUACUAUGAUGCUGACAAUCACACCACUGUCGUCAGUCUGCCCUACAAGGGCAAAACCAAGAUGAUGAUCAUCCUGCCUGAUGAAGGCAAGGCGAAGGAGGUGGAGGGCUUCAUCAGCAAGGAGCACAUCAAGGACUGGCAUCACUCAUUGUCCAAGCGUCAUAUGGAACUAUACCUGCCAAAAUUCUCCAUCUCGGCCGAUGCCUCCCUGGAGGACACACUGCAAGAAAUGGGCAUAACCGAUGCUUUUGGGCCUAACGCUGACUUUUCUGGUGUGUCUGACAAGAAGCUUAAAGUCUCAAAGGUGUCCCACAAGGCUGCGCGGAGUGUGACAGAGAUGGGAACAGAGGCAACAGCUGUGACGGGCGUCCAGAUGAUGGCCUUAAAUCCGCCAUUGGUAAUCUCACUCAACAGACCCUUCAAGGCUAUCCUCAAUGAUCAUUCUGGGAGCAUCCUCUUCAUGGCCCAGAUCAACAACCCUACAGCCAAGUAAAGGCACACACUAGGAAAAAUCACAGACACCAUCAUAAAGAUCCCAUCAUUAUCAGAAUCAUUGAUUUGUUUUUUUAAUCUGUCAUACUGAGAUUGUAGCAUGAAAUGUUCUUCUUUGCAGGAGAAAUUUUACUGGUCUCAGAACGGAAGUGAUUUUAAAAUAUUUUGUUGAGGUAAAAGAAUUUGUUUGAGUGAUUGCACAGCUAGUGUUAAAAUAUACAGAUAAUAGUGUGCCAUGUUGGGCUAAUACUAGAAAAAAAUCAAACAAUACAUAGAUUAAGAUUAUUUAGGUCUGAUUAAAUAGUGUUAUUUCAUUUCACACAAUACCUGUUGGGUUAUUAUUUUCUCAAACCUGACUGAUGUUAUGUCCAUAUUUGAUCAUAAAUUUAAAAUUUGUUGUGGCCUGUACCUGACACAUUAGACAGUAUUAUAAAUAAAUGUGGAUCAGUUAGAAGAAAACAUUCUAUAGCACCAUUUAUUGGCCAGAUCCUUGUGGUUUAACCAUUAAUCUUAUGUAAUCUGUGAUACAGUAGAGAGAAACUGUGUAACAUGAUAACCAUCAGCCUCACAGAACACGCCAUACUUGUAUGCCAAUAGUAUGUCAAUAAA
Monopterus albus (swamp eel) is the source of this 1917-nucleotide messenger RNA. Its product is annotated as alpha-1-antitrypsin homolog. NCBI's taxonomy places the organism in Eukaryota, Metazoa, Chordata, Actinopteri, Synbranchiformes, Synbranchidae. The record is from RefSeq and is a predicted model, not a curated record. The transcript is spliced from 5 exons. The coding region runs from base 74 to 1309 and encodes 411 amino acids. Gene Ontology annotation, molecular function: serine-type endopeptidase inhibitor activity.